UACCUCCUCCUCCACCUUCCCCACUUUUAGCUUAUCCUUGGAUGAACGUUUCCUGGGGUGACAAUAACAGAGAUCUGCGUUAUGUGGACAGUUUUCGACCAGUAAAUGACGAAGUCAGGCACAUCAGAGUUCUGCUGUAUGGACCGGUCGGUGCUGGGAAGUCCAGCUUCAUCACCUCUGUCAGUAAUGCUUUGCGGAGGAGAAUGACCUGUGAAGCUCUGGCUAGUGCUGCUAACAGUUCAGGGCAAAGUUUUUCCAAGAAGUAUUCAGCUCAUUGGAUCCGGAAAGGAGGCAAAGGAAACUAUUACUGCCUUGUGCUCAAUGACACCAUGGGCCUGGAGGAAGGAUAUGGAAGAGGAAUCCACACACACGACAUCAAGCUGGCUAUGAUGGGGCACGUAAAGGAGGGAUACAAGUUCAAUCCUCUGGCUCCACUGUCUAAUGGGGAUCCUGACUACAACUCGUCCCCAUCUCUAAACGACAGAGUCCAUGUUAUGGUUUGUGUUCAUAAUGCAAAUGCACCAGAAAUGAAGUCCUCCAUUUUACUGAAACUGAGGGAAAUCAGAGAAGCUGCCAGUUGUAUGGGUGUUCCUCAACUGGCUGUUCUCACAAACAUUGACGAGGCGUGUAUUGAUACCAAGACAAAUUUAAGAAAUGUCUACAGGAGCAAAUAUUUAAAGAAAAAAAUUUCUGAAUUCAGUUCAAGCUUGGGGAUUCCAAUAAACUGCAUCCUUCCUGUGAAGAACUAUAGUCACGAAAUCCAGACAUGUUCAGAUGUUGAUACUUUGAUCCUGAGAGCUGUGAGACUGAUGAUUGAUUUGGGACAUGACUUCACGAACAAAGUGCUGAGAUGAUUUGGAGCCUGAGGAAAUAACAAGCAUGUAUGAUAAAGCCGCACAUCUUCAAUGAAUACAGGAAGAGACUGCUGAUGCAUUCAAGGUGUGCUAAGAGAAGAUAGACUGUCUGCAGAGCUGUUCAAGUCUGAAAGAGGAUCUCAGUGCUAAACAUGAGCACCAACAUCCAGAAGACUGAUAUCAGCCUCCAUAUUUAUUUUUAAGUAGUUUUUUCAAAGAAGUUACAUGAAUGAUCAUUUGUUCCUGACACACAUUUCAGAGAUGAAUGGGUACUUUAGCAAUAACCCAAAUAACAUAUUAGAACAAUAAAUAGCAUUGUUGUUGAGUGUAUAUGUCUAUUUAUUAAAUAAUUUAGCAACAAAAAGA
This is a messenger RNA of Poecilia latipinna (sailfin molly), 1220 nucleotides long. Its product is annotated as interferon-induced protein 44-like. Lineage: Eukaryota; Metazoa; Chordata; Actinopteri; Cyprinodontiformes; Poeciliidae. Gene Ontology annotation, biological process: immune response. Bases 42 to 854 code for a protein of 270 amino acids. The transcript has 8 exons. The record is from RefSeq and is a predicted model, not a curated record.